This is a messenger RNA of Helobdella robusta, 2913 nucleotides long. RefSeq lists its product as hypothetical. The transcript has 3 exons. Lineage: Eukaryota; Metazoa; Annelida; Clitellata; Rhynchobdellida; Glossiphoniidae. The coding region runs from base 1 to 2913 and encodes 970 amino acids. The record is from RefSeq and is a predicted model, not a curated record.
AUGGAUGAUGCCAGAUUUAAACCAAUCUGCUUCUUCGCUAUCUCUUUGUUCCUGGGAUUCUCAUUUAUUCUGGUGGGCCCGACUAUCUUCCAGAAAUUAUUUUUUGGACAGUUAGGCACUGACAAUAAUUUUACGGAAAUAUGGUCAGUGUUUUUUGGCCGGGGAUUAGGUGCCAUAAUUGGCUACUACAUGGGUUUGUACAUCAUACCGAAAUCGAACACCAUGCUUUGGAUGACUCUUGCGCUCUUGAUUUUGGCUUUCUCAGUUGGAGCCAUAUCGUUCUGCACUGAUUUCAAUAUGAUGUUGAUUGUCCUUGUUACUCAGGGAUUGAGUGCUUCUGUCACUAGAACAAGUCUCCAAAAUUUGUCUAAGUCAAUGUAUGGAUCAAGCCCUCCGAGAAAUCAUGCUAGCUUCACUUACAUGUCCUGGGCUCUUGGAUGUGUUCUUGGUACACUGCUAAUUCUCAUGUUUCCUGUCAGUAGGACGGUCAUUAAUGAUGAUGCAUCCACUUUGUAUGUUACUUCAAAUGUGUUGAAAUCUAACAUUACAAUGGUCAGUCGACAUGUGCGAGCUGUGGAAGAUGUGAGCGUGGGAAGUAUGAUGCCAUCUUUGAAUUUCAGCGAUGGCUCCAAAUCGACGUCGCCGUCAUUGACAUCUUUGUCACCUACAUUAGAAACUUCAUUGACAGAACUUAUUUCAUCAACACCGUUAUCAGAGCAGUCUGUUUCAACCUCAUCAGCAACAACGUCAUCAUCACUAUUACCAUUACCAUCAUCAUCGUUGUCAUCAUCACCACCAACAGUACAACCAUCACCGUAUGUAGUAACCAACGCAUCAACAGCCAGUACUAACGUUCUCAACCAGCCAACAUCAUCAUCCACAAUGAUGACAUCUACAUUAAUGACAACUAAUGCCUCAACCAGUGUUACAGAGUCACAGAAGAUUGCCAAUAUAAAUUCUUCACUAAUCACUAAUCAAUCCCUAAUUACUAAUUUAUCCCAACCAAUCCCUAACAGUAUGACUCCCGUCCCCACACGACCGCUGGUUUUAAAUGGCAACAGUAAGAAUCACCACAAGGAAUUUGCUUCUGGGCAUGCUAUAAAUUCCAAACUUAAAAAUAAUUUAUUUAAAAAUCCUUUGGAUACAAAAUUGAAUGACAUUGAAUCUGGUUUAACUCCUCCCACUUCUACUACUACUACUACUACUCGUGCUACUAUUUCUAAUGCUACUACAGCUGCUGCUAAUAAUACUUCUACUACUAAUGUUGCUUCUAUUACUACUACUACUACAAAAAGUAAUAAUGGAAGUUCAUUGGUUAUCUCAGCAUCGUCAUCGUCUCCAUCAAAAAUCUCAUCUCUUAGAUUUCCAGACAAUACAAGAAAUUUUAGUAAUAAUGCUACAAUCAAUCAUUUAAACAAUGUUACCUCUACUACAACUGCUACGACUUCUACUAGUACUGCUACUACUUCUACUACAACUGCUACUACUUCUACUACUACAGCUACUACUACUACUGCUACUACUUCUACUACUACAGCUACUACUUCUACUACUACUGCUAACAAUUUAACUUUCGUUACUCUCGCUUCUGCACCUAAGUCACCUACAACAACCACAACAGCCAAACAGGUAACAAGUUCCUCUCGAAAAAAGUCUGACGUUGAGGAAGUGAUUGCUACCUCAAAAGCUGCUACUGCUGCCACCGUUACUACAUCUACUACUACUACUCCUACUGCUACUACUCCUACUGCUACUACUGCUAUUACUGCUAUUACUGCUACUAGUUUUGGAGUUAUUCAAGGUAGCAUUGAACAUGAAACAUCCACUCCGAUGGUUAAAGUUAUAAAUCUAAAAAAUACUAUCUCCAAUUUAAACAUUAAUCACAAAGUUUCUAGUAACAAAAGUAGCAACAAUAGUAACAACGAUAAUAAUAAUAAUAAAAGUAAUUUUCAUUGGGAUGUUUUGUACCUAGAAAACCUAAAAUCUUUUGUCAAAAUUAUUUGCGUAUAUACUGGGUAUCAUUUCACAGGAUUUUUGAUAGGAUCAGUUAUAAUAGUGAUAACAUCUUUGUCGUUAUUCGCUACCUACAAGCUAUUUGUCAACUAUACGAACGUUAAAAAUUACACAAAAGUCGAGCAGAAAGCUAAGCAGCGUGCAGACAACUGCUUGAGAUAUAAAUCCUACGUUGUCUGUGGCGGAGCGCGUUUUUUCAUUGGUAUUAUAUCGCUAUGUGAGGUUGUUUUAGCUGGUUUUAUGCCCUUCAUGAUAGGUUAUUUUGAUUCUACUGAGUUAAAUUCAAAUAUAACGCUGUGGUUAUUUUUUAGUUUUCUAUUUUGGCUGUCCUUCUUUAUCGGUAGGUGUUUGUAUUAUUUAUUUUCGGCAAGCAAGUUGCCGGAGUUGUUCAUAAUGAUUUCAGGACUUCUUGGCUCGUUAGCGUGUGCAUUUGCUAUGUUCAUUGCGUCGAACUUUUAUCAUGCUAUAUCCUCUUACGUCCUAAUCAUUUUAUUCUCAUUACUCGCGCUUUUCAUGUCCGUUUUAAAUCCGUCUGCUACAAAUUACUUCAACAAAUUCGCUCUUUCACAUGCUGUCGACUUAGUGCAAGACCCAACUCAAUAUUUCGCCGAGAUUUUUGUCGCCACGAACCUGCGAUACCUUCCCGUCCGAUUGGAGCCUGGUUAUUUGAUAACAGCGCUGAUGAUUUUUCUAGUAAUUUCUUCUAUAUAUCUGCCAGUUUUUUGUUUAGUCGUGAAAUAUUUUAGAACUAAUUUCGCGGUGCUGGACUCGAGGAAUUCUCAGGACGACGAAAGACUUAAAAAAAUUAACACUGGCACUCAGAUAGAGGAAGAAGAGGAGAUGAUAUGUACGAAUUUCGAAGGCUCAACGUCUUGCAAUAGACCCUUGCUAUCUAGUUAA